CCCAUCGCGCAGCUCUAUUGGCUUGCAAUGUAGCCACCGAGCAGUUUUCAGUGGUCUAUUACUUAUUGCUGCACAUACUAUCAUCCAGAUAGCUAGCACGCGCUUAAUAUCGCAAGUGUCGACAGCAGUGCGUUAACUUCCUCUGCAAACAGUCGCUCUAUAUAACCGCCGUCCGCUUUACCUCCUAGCAGAGCUAUCACGGCACACCACUUACAACUGGCUUUGAGCUGCCGGAGCCGAACCGAAAAUGUCGCGACUUGCGCACACCCAGGUUAUUGCUGCCCCGGCACGACAAAGCUGCGGCUCAAGUCAAGUUAUGACUUCAUCGAAACGCCCUAGCCUCGUUUCGGCACGGCCACGAAAACGUGUUCAGUGUGCUGACGCGCUUGCGAGUCCGCCGAGCCUCGGUGGCCGCGUCAUCGCGUGCGAGAGCGUAAGCGCUGCAGCAAGUGGAUUCACCUCUACUGGCAUCUCAGCUGCCCGCACAGCUUUGCGGCGUACCAACAUCCCGCCGAGCAUGGCAUCGCCAAGAUGCCCAUUGAGCUCCGGCGCUGGAUUGCCGAGGAGUGGUGGUACCAGGGCCUGCAGCGCCUGGAGAGCGUCCUGCACGAGCCGGGCGAGCAGCGAAGCCUGGAUAACUGAGGACCACGAGCACCACGGCCACGACCACGACCGGUUCGCCUCUACCCUACCCUGGCCGCCCGCCGACGCCGCCAGCUACCUCCCCCCCGCCGUCCUGGCCGCAUGCGUGCCCAGCUCCUUUGACGACUUCUGCCGCCGCAUGUCUGCAAGCGCCGCCGCCGGCCGCCUGCCCGCCGUGCUGCUGGUAUCAGCGGCCAGCUGGGCCCACCUGCGCCCGCAGAUCGAGCCCAUCAUCACCAUCAGCGCGGCUGCAGCAGCCGCUCCCGCCAGCACUGCUGCCAGCAGCAGUAGCAGCGGUGGCAGUCGUGGCAGUGGCGGCGGCAGCACCAGCAACCCAGUGGACAUCCUGGUGGUGCCGCUGGGGGAGGGGUUCACGCAGCGCGCGCGCGCCGCCUAUGCAGCCCUGCCGGGCGACGGCCCCACCCGCCGCCUGGCUCGGCAGUUCGGUCUGGACGUAGCACUGGCGUCAUUGGCCGCAGGCGACUCCGCCGCGCGCGGCGGCUACAUGCCGCGCAGCGUGCCCGCGCUGCUGGUGGCGCGCACCGCGGCUACUGCUACUGCUGCCGGUGGUGCGGACGGCAUCAGCAUGAGCGGCAGUAGCAUGAGCGGCAGUAGCAUCUUCGGCAGCCUGGAUGAGGUGGAGCAGGCGCGGCGGCAGCUGAUGGUCAUGGGCGGCGCUGCUACUGCCGCGGCCGCGUCCAUGGAUGGCCACGGCAGUAGCAGCCACGGGCACGGGCAGCAGCAGCAGCAGCAGCAAGGCCACCGUCAGAAGGGCGGCCGCCGCCGCCGCAGCGUCACGUUUGACGGCCCCUACCCCGCCUGGUGCAUGCGGCAGGAGCUGGCCAAGCACGUGCACAGGCACGCCGAGGCGGCGGCGGCCGCCGCCGCCGAGGCGGCGGCGGCGCAGCAGGAGCUGCUUGCCUGGCAGCGGCUGCAGUUGGAGCUGCAGGCGCACCACCAGCAGCAGGCGCGGCGGCACGAGCAGCAAGAGCUGAGCUACCUGACGGCGAUGCAGGCGGGGCACGCGGCCGCGCUGGACAUGCACGAGCAGCGGCAGCAGCAGGGGCAGGGGCAGCGGCAGGGGCAGGGGCAGCAGCAGCUGGAGAAGGGCCGUGUGCUCCGCCGCCACGUGUGAUGUUGAUCAUCACAUGCUGACUGGGACCUGGUGGCUGCGGCUGCCGUGGAAGAGGCGGAGUGAGAAUGGGGUUGGUGAGGAAGACCGGCGCGCGGGGGUUAUUGGAGAGACAUGCAUACAUGCAGCGAUGGAGGGGUGCGGAUGGAGUGGGGCACGGUACGCUCAAGACAUGAUGCAACCGGUGCACAGGAGAAGGCGAGAGGGAGCAAGGAGGAGAUGAUUCCAAGACGUGAGAGGAGGCGGAAGGCCGCAGGAUCUUGCGGUUUAUCAUCUGCGACGUACGGUGGCUGGCGGAGAGUGCGCGGUGAGAGGCCAGGCGUGCAAGGGUAUGUGUGUGCGUGUCGCGUGAUGCGUCAAAGCAAAGUGAUGGGCGGAUGCGGCCUCGCGCCUCCCUGGCUCUGCGCGGCGCCGAGCGUCAACAUAUAAUUGAGACGGUCAUUGGGUAGCCGUGCAUUUUUGGGUGAUUUUCCAGCACCGGCACUACAAAUAGCGCAGCGCAUGAGCGGCGGUGGCGACCGGAGAUUCAGGCGCCCCAGCACGAGACGUAGGUGACUGCGGGAGCUGCAGUAUAGUAGUAUGCUUCGGCAGAUGCUUCGACGGUUUCAUAUGGUAUAUGAACGGGAACGCAUGAUAGGGAAAGAAACAUUUACGUUUCAUAAAAAAAUAGUAGGACAGAAUGCGUACGUGGAUCCAGACGUGGAAAGGCGGUGUUGUAUAAGUUUGGUGUGUGUAUGUUGUUGUGCCCUGACCAGCAAUAAAGCGAUUGGCCAGGACGGGCACCAAGCGUUUUAUAUUCAUGUGUACGGUGUGUCUUGUGUGGGUUGAAGAGACAAGCAAAGGUCGGGGAACGGAAGCGGGCAAGCGGUGUGGAGUGCCCGGAUAGCGUGCAUGCCGUGGUUAGCAGCUUUCAGUGAAUGCUGCAGCGGUCUGCAUUAUGAACAGCAACAAUAAAGCUACGGCAAGAAUCCCAUAGCGCAUGGCAUGGCCAGUGCCGCCGCGCGGCUUAUCUGCGCUUAUCAAGGCUUAAGUUGUCAGUUAGCCAUUGUUUAUAAAUGUAGAUGGUAGUGUCUCUGGUGGAGGCGUUUGAGCAGAUGGAUCCAACACGACCUGUGUGUGUUUUGCACGUUGUGCCCGCUCGCUUGCGGGACCCCCAGGGCGCGUGGCGCUUGUCCCUCGCUUUUCGGUUUGUGGUAAAGCAGGGCGCGGCUGCAUCGUGGUUUGUUGGUGAAUAGCAUGUUGUCUCCUUCCGCGCGAGGCUAGCUGCAAGCAACCUGCAGCAAGGGAUACGGUACGGUAGAAACCUGGUAUAAAUGCAUGGUGCCAAGGUUAAGCAAUGUGAUUGCUGAGCUCGAUGCGCUUUACGAGUCAGUCACCAUAUGUACAUCGCUUGGGUGCGGUGCACGCGCUGACAUGCGUACGGUACCAUCAGCGAUUAUAGAGAGGCACCACCAGGCCAACAGAGCUGUGCAUGUGCGUGCGUGCAGCUGUGUGCAGCGCGGCAAUUGGGUGCGAUGGGACAGGGUAAGGGGCAGGUUGGGGCCAUGCAUCCGUCGACAAGUUGCGAGCUUGCGGUGCUUGUAAUCCCAAUGCUUG
Chlamydomonas reinhardtii is the source of this 3370-nucleotide messenger RNA. RefSeq lists its product as uncharacterized. The record is from RefSeq and is a predicted model, not a curated record. The coding region runs from base 518 to 1777 and encodes 419 amino acids. The transcript has 2 exons. NCBI's taxonomy places the organism in Eukaryota, Viridiplantae, Chlorophyta, Chlorophyceae, Chlamydomonadales, Chlamydomonadaceae.